AUGAAGGUCAAGGACCAGAGAGCUUUAGACAAAGAGACACUUUCAACGAUGAUAGUGCAUGGAUCGAAAGAUUCCAUAAGCAAUGUUAUUAACUGUAAGGACUACAGUAGCCUGGGUCGUUUGCUAAGAGUAACGGCUGUUGUCUUGAAGUUCAUCAAGCUACUAAAAUCGAGAGUUAAACAGGAAGAUCCUCCAACAAACUCGGAAGUUACAAGCACCGACAUCGAAUUAGCUCGAGUUCUAUGGAUCAAGGAACUGCAGGAAGAAAUGAAGUUGAACGAGAAUUUCAAAUCCUGGAACCGAGACCUCGGCCUGUUCACUGAUGAAAAUGGAACCGUACGAUGUAAGGGACGACUAUCUAACUCGAGCUUGCCAUAUUCAGCAAAGUAUCCAAUCCUGUUAGAUACGGCUCAUUACCUUACCACGCUAAUCGUACGGGAUUGUCACGAGCGGGUAAUGCAUGGGGGAAUAAAGGCAACAUUGACAGAACUUCGAUCGAAAUUCUGGUUAGUCCGUGGAAGGAACUUUGUAAGAAAGCUCCUCUUCAAUUGUGUCACCUGCAAGAAGCAAGAUGGUCGAGCAUACAAGGCACUUAACUCUCCGCCAUUGCCGGAGUUUAGAGUAAAGGAAGCACCACCGUUUACGUACGUUGGCUUAGACUACGUCGGUCCUUUAUAUGUGAAAUCUACGAACGAUUUAGACGAGAAAGCAUGGAUUUGUUUGAUUACCGACCCAUUACCUGCUGUGUUUCUAGAGUGGUACACCUUGAAGUUGUUCCCAACAUGACAUCACAAGCCUUCCUGAGGAGUUUUAGGAGAUUUACGUCACGACGUUCGACGCCAUUGCUUGUCGUUUCGGACAACGCGAAAACCUUUAAGGCUGCGUCCAAAGAGUUAAUGACACUCAUGCGUGAUCCUCAAGUGAAGAAAUAUUUCUUGCAGCAAUGAAUGCAGUGGUCGUUUAAUCUGGAGAAAGCCCCGUGGUGGGGAGGUUUCUUUGAACGGCUUGUGGGAUCAUUGAAACGAUGUUUGAAGAAAACCAUCGGAAAUGCAAGAUUGUCUUAUGACGAGCUAGUUACAGCUGUCACGGAAGCAGAAUCGAUCCUGAACAGUCGACCCUUAUCCUAUGUAUCCUCCGAGGACGUCGAGGAACCCCUCACCCCAGCCCAUCUUCUGAGCGGAAGAUGGAUCCUGAGUUUACCUGAUCGUCAUCGAGAGAACCCUGAAGAUGAAGAUUUUCAAGUCGACCUAUCGACGAAUGACCUCAACAAACGAGUUCGCUAUCUAAAUGACAUUAUUCAACACUUUUGGCGAAGAUGGCGGAACGAGUAUUUGGUAGAGCUGAGAAAUGCACGUUAGAUUCCUAAGCAAACAGUAGAGAAAUCUUCUGUGGAAGUUGGAGAUAUAGUACUAGUUCACGACGAGAACCAUCCGCGUAGUUUCUGGAGAAUUGGAAGAAUAAAGGAACUUGUCAAUAGCACGGCUGAUGGGAAAUCGAGAGGUGCAGUUGUACAAGUCAUGAGCAAGAAAGGGAAUGUUACUACAUUAAGGCGUCCAUUACAGCUGUUAUAUCCUAUGGAGAUUAACUGUAAACUUGCGAAAGAAGAAGUACAAUUGGAACAACAAGAGGAUGGUGCUCAGGAGUCAACUGAAUCCGAAAGACCAAGAAGAAGAGCGGCGAUCGAAGGUGAACUGUUGAUAAGACAUUGGAUUAAGGACAUGAACCAG
Paramuricea clavata is the source of this 1727-nucleotide messenger RNA. The record is from the annotation of a GenBank genome assembly. Lineage: Eukaryota; Metazoa; Cnidaria; Anthozoa; Malacalcyonacea; Plexauridae.